CUUCGAUACAUUCUUUAUCCCACUUUGUCCAAACUUGUGCAUAAGAAGCUAAGUGCCAAAAGCUUAAGCUGGUUGAAGAAAUUAGGGUUUAGGGUUCAAUGAAUUCAGAAGAAUUAGAGAGAGGAAUUGAAGAAAUUAUACUGAAAGAGAAGGAGCAUGGUGCACAUUCACAGAACGAAUUGCAGUUCACUUGCUUCACGGAACUCGUCAACGAGGCUAACCUUCAUUUUCAGAUCACUCGCUUUCCCAAACAGAUAUUUGUGUGGAUUGGUUAUAACUCUGCAAAAUUGGGAUCGGUUUAUGCAGCAGCUUCGACUCGUCCGAACAAUGUGGUUUCUGUAACUUCUAUACUUGGAGGGAAUUCUGAUAAUACAGGUUCUGGCAUUGCUCGUCGAUUAGUGUUAAAAACUGGUCUCAAUAUAAUCAUGGCUUGCAAUAUUCCAAAAAAUAGUCCCAUGGUUGAGAUAGAAGCUGAAAAAAUAUUGAUACAGAAACUAAUUAGUCUUGGAUAUACCAAGUCAAGAUUGGAAGGAACAUCUUUGUAGCAUGGCCUGAAGAGACUUUUUAUGCAUGCCAAACAUGCAUUAUCGUUUAUCCCAAUGUGGACACCUAUUGAAGACUUUUAGCGUUGUUUUUGUACACAACAGUUACAAACAGUUCCAAAUGUUUCAAGGUUCAUAGAAAAAAUAGAAAUUUUCUUGUAUGCUUGAUUUUUAUAAGUUCUGGCUUGCUUUUGGGAACCUUGUGCUGGUGAACAAGGCUAGACCAUAAAAUUAUGUUUUUUUUUAAA
Molecule: messenger RNA, 790 nt
Organism: Lathyrus oleraceus (garden pea)
Lineage: Eukaryota; Viridiplantae; Streptophyta; Magnoliopsida; Fabales; Fabaceae
Exons: 5
Coding region: 99-545 (148 amino acids)
Biological process (GO): proteasome assembly
Source: RefSeq, a predicted model, not a curated record